Molecule: messenger RNA, 1202 nt
Organism: Cavia porcellus (domestic guinea pig)
Lineage: Eukaryota; Metazoa; Chordata; Mammalia; Rodentia; Caviidae
Gene: Thyn1
Product: thymocyte nuclear protein 1
Exons: 7
Coding region: 380-1060 (226 amino acids)
Cellular component (GO): nucleus
Source: RefSeq, a predicted model, not a curated record
CUGUUGCAUGGCGUCCAAGCUAUGCGCCUCCCGUGGCCGGUGGGCGCGCGCUGGAUGGGGCUCACUGCGGGAAGUGCUUAGGGCUGGCUCCGCGAGGCGCGGGAGGUAGGGCUUGAGCGGCUUAGGUGCCAUUGUCUGUGUUCCAAAGCUGAACGCCGCUGGCCUUCCUCUUUGUCCAGCUUGCCCCGCACAGGUUUUGGAGAGUGGUGAAGGUAUCUUUUGCUGUUGUUGUUCUUUUCGCACGGGGAAUCGAACUCAGGAGCUCGCGCUCACCAGGCAGGCGCCGUGGCGCCGAGCUAUAUCCCCACCCCUAGAGGUGUUUCUUGUACCUCCUGGUCGAUUCCAGACGUCUCUGCGCCUUACACGCUGCACACAGACCAUGCCGAGACCCUGGAAGAGGCUGGCUGGAACUUCUGGCCCAGACAAGAAGGGACUAUCAGGAAAACGCACCAAAACUGAGAACUCAAAUGAGCUAUCAGCUCUUGUGGAGAACUCCAAUGCACAGACAACUUCAGACUCAAAAAACCAUGGGCAGAAUCUGAGCAACUACUGGCUGAUGAAGACAGAGCCAGAAAGCCGACUAGAGAAAGGUGUUGAUGUGAAGUUCAGCAUUGAGGAUCUCAAAGCAGAGCCGGAGCAGACAGCCUGCUGGGAUGGUGUUCGUAACUACCAGGCUCGGAAUUUCCUUAGAGCCAUGAAACUGGAGGAUGAAGCCUUCUUCUACCAUAGCAACUGCAAAGAGCCAGGCAUCGCAGGACUUGUGAAGAUUGUGAAGGAGGCUUACCCAGACCACACACAGUUUGAGAAAAACAGUCCCCAUUAUGAUCCAUCCAGCAAAAAGGACAACCCCAAAUGGUUCAUGGUGGACGUACAGUUGGUUCGGAAACUGAAGCGUUUCAUCUCUCUGGCUGAGCUUAAAACCUAUCACCAGGCUCACAAAACUUCUGAUGGUCCCUUAAAGAACAUGGCUCUCUUCACUCGCCAGAGACUCUCCAUUCAGUCCCUUACACAAGAAGAGUUUGAUUUUAUUUUGCAUCUGGAAGAGAAGGAAGCGAAUUAACUGAGGCACUGUUGCCGGAAUGGACAAGGCGUCAGUCCAGAGAAGCUUUCAUAAGACAAGAUAGCUUGCUUGUCAUAUCACUUGGGAUUAUUCACCUACGUGGUUUUGUGUAUGCUUUUUCAAUAAAAGUUUAAUACUAAAA